AUGUUUCUACUUCAUUUGUUGUUCUUAUUGCUCCAAACAGUGUUAGUAGUUGAAGCAAAGACUCAUACAUUCAACUGGAACAUCUCAUUUGUGGAUGCCAAUCCAGAUGGACUUUUCCCAAGGAAGAUGAUUGGGAUCAAUAAUGAAUGGCCCAACCCUACUAUUAGAAUAGGUAAAAAUGAUCGAAUCAUUAUUAAUUUAACUAAUAAUUUACCAAAUCAAAAUACUUCAUUACAUUUCCAUGGAUUAUUUCAACGUGAUUCCAAUACCCAAGAUGGUCCUGAAUAUGUAACUCAAUGUCCUAUUGCUCCCGGGGUUACUUUUACUUAUGAUUUUAAUGUUGGUAAUCAAACUGGUACUUAUUGGUAUCAUUCACAUACUGGUUCUCAAUAUGGUGAUGGAUUAAGGGGAUUAUUUAUUAUUGAAGAUGAUGAAUAUCCAUUUGAAUUUGAUGAAGAAGUAACUUUAUCUGUUGGGGAUCAUUAUCAUUUGGAAUCCCCGCAAAUUAUGAAAAAUUUUAUGAGCAGAUUUAAUCCUACUGGUGCUGAACCUAUCCCACAAAAUGGAUUAUUUAAUGAAACUAAAAAUGUCACAUGGAAUGUCAAACCAGAUACUACUUAUUUAUUAAGAGUGGUUAACAUGGGAUUGUUUGUUUCUCAUUAUGUAUAUAUUGAAGAUCAUACAUUAACUAUUGUUGAAAUCGAUGGGGUUAAAGUUAAACCAAUUGAAGUCGAUUCAUUAUAUUUGACAGCAGCUCAAAGAUAUGUUGUAUUGGUAAAAACCAAAUCUAAUACCAAGAAGAACUACCGAUUUGUUAAUGUGUUGGAUCAGGAAAUGUUGGAUUUCUUACCUCCUGAUUUGCAUAUUGUAUCCACAAAUUGGAUGGUUUAUGAUGAAAAGAACCAAUUACCUGAACAUCUACCAUAUAAAAAGUUUGAAGAAGCUAUCAAUCCUUUGAAAGGGUUUAAUGAUUUUGAUUUUAAAACUUUGAAAAAUACAAAGUUGUAUCCUGAUCCGGACUAUACCAUUCAAGUAAAUUUCUCGAUGGAUGUAUUAGGUGAUGGUGUUACAUAUGCCACAUUCAAUGGGAAGUCGUUUACUCCAGCAAAAGUUCCAACAUUGUAUACUGUGUUGUCCAGUGAUGAUAACGUAACUACAAAUGAGUUGAUUUAUGGUACAAAUACAAACUCAUUUGUAUUACAAGAUGACGAAAUUGUUGAGAUUGUUUUAAAUAACUUGGAUACUGGUAAGCAUCCGUUCCAUUUACAUGGACAUACAUUUCAAUUGCUUUCUAGAUUUAAUUCUGAUGAUGAAGAUAACCUGUUGAUUUUUGAUCCUGAAAAUCCUGAAUAUACCAACUAUCCAGAAUAUCCAAUGAUGAGAGAUACCGUUGAAGUUCAACCAAAUGGAUUUAUAGUAAUUCGUUUUAAAGCCAACAAUCCUGGGGUGUGGUUUUUCCAUUGUCACGUUGAUUGGCAUUUAGAACAAGGGUUGGCAUUGUUAUUAGUUGAAAACCCAUUAGAGAUUAAAGCUAGAAACAAAGGCAUCCCACAGAAUCAUAUUGAUGCAUGUAAUGCUAUUGGUAUGCCCUACAAGGGAAAUGCUGCUGGUAAUCUUGACUUUUUAAAUUUGCAUGGAGAAAAUGUUCAACCUGAACCAUUACCUGCUGGUUUUACAUCAAAGGGAUAUUUUGCCAUGGCUGCAUGUACAUUACUUGCAAUUUACGGAUUAUGGUCAAUUUAUAAUUAUGGUAUGGAAGAUGUCAGUAAAGACAACUCUGAAGCAGUUAUUGGAAAGCUUUAUAAAAUAUUAGACGAAUAUGGUAGAUGA
This is a messenger RNA of Candida tropicalis MYA-3404, 1830 nucleotides long. RefSeq names its product putative oxidoreductase (gene FET33). The record is from RefSeq and is a predicted model, not a curated record. Gene Ontology annotation, molecular function: copper ion binding; ferroxidase activity. Gene Ontology annotation, biological process: cellular response to iron ion starvation; reductive iron assimilation. The transcript has a single exon. Bases 1 to 1830 code for a protein of 609 amino acids. Lineage: Eukaryota; Fungi; Ascomycota; Pichiomycetes; Serinales; Debaryomycetaceae.